AGUCAGCUCUGCGUUGGAGAAUCAUGGCGGAGAAACAAAUGACAUGCUUAGGGACCUAAAUUACACAGAGCAGAAGAACCGGCGCCCGUGGACACUGAGAUAUCCGUGGAGAUGAGCGCGGGGGUGUUCGAUACAAUGUAUCAGAGUGACCCUGAAGGGCGCAUGCCAUUGUCCUAUUGAGGAGACAGGACCACGGAGCUAAAAUACAGUUUUAACGUUGAACACUUUGAAAGUCAUUGAAAAUGAUCAGAGCAGAGAGCAAGGGCACCCUACGGAGUGCGUCCCCGCACAGAAAUGCGUACAAGACGGACUUCCACUCCAUUAAGUGCUCUUUUGAUGGGACCAAAUCCGACAGCGAAGCCAACUCUUAUGCUAAUGGAGCCAGCGACCCCCGGGAGGACACCAGAGGGAGGCCGUUUGGCAACCGGGUCAACAAAAUAAAGAACAUUUUCCUCCAAAUGGACGGCCAGCAACCGCCGGAGAGUCAGGAACCGGCUCACAAAACGGAUGCAUCUUCUCCUGUAUCGCCAGUGUCCAAAUUCCCGGUCAGCACUCACAAAACCUGCCUCAGUAGCGCCAACAACCAAGAGCUGCAGAGCGCGGACAGAACUCCAAAGGGAGAGGAAGUCGAGAUAGAUAAAGUCGCCCUGGCGGAAAAAUUUUCAGUUACCAGAAAGCUAUUUGAGAGAGGGGUAAAAGAGCAGCCUGGCACAGAGAGGCCGGGGCCCGGCAGGGUUUCUACUCGUCUGUCCCAGGGGAAGGUUCCUGAGGAGGGGCGUGGGGCCCGGAGGUCCUUUGGAUCUUCUGAGAAUAGCAGCAGUAGUGUCAUCAAAAGCCCGACGUCACCCGUGAGGAGUGCCCCAGAGGAAAGGAGGGACAUUGAGGACUCGAAACAGGUCAAUAGACUGUCACUUAACGCCGGGCCUAUUUCCAAGUGGUUGGAGAACUUCAUUGUGGAUGGCGACAAAGGAGAAUCAGUGCAAAGUCCUGAGAAACUGAGCAGCCCUACUGAGCGCUCGCUGCCAUCACCUCUACGAGGGAGUUUCCAAAAACCCAGCUCGCCUGGUGCUGAUCCAGCACACAAACCUACGUCCCCAAACUCUGACAACUCUAAAACCGACUUCAGCAGCCCUCUGUUCAAGUCCAUCAGCCCGAUUUCAUACAAACCCAUCUCUCCGACCAGCAGAAGCCCCGGCGAGCCUCUUUCUCCCAAUGCUCAAAGCCCGAUUAAGCGUUCGCCGUCAUCAGGAAACGACUCGGUGAAAGACUCCACGACAAAUGAACCACCUCAACUUAGUAGUACUCCUGCGAAAGAUCUCAAAGCUUCACCCUCUGCCAGCAGCAUAUAUAAACGGCCCUGGAGUCCGGAGGGACCAAAAAGCGAAAACCACAUAAUUUGCAGUCCGUCUAGGGACAUACAUCAAGAGAAGGCCACACAAUGUCUGGACCCUACUGGUGCAGGAGUGGUACGGGCCGAGCUGGUAGUGGUCCAGAACGAGUCUUCAGAAAGCGAGGAGAACGAUGAAGAGUUUUUGGAGGAGGUGAAGCUGCAAAGGGAACUUAAAUCGGAGGCUCCGAGAAAAGAUGGGACUGACUCUCUGCAGGUGUCAUCACCUCAAAACCAUACAGAGGACAAACAGCUGGGGAAGGAUGCGUGUGUAUCAACAGAGCUGGAGAAAGAGGAACCAAAUCAAGAAGAAGAAGAGGAGGAGGAUAUCAUCCAAAAGAGGAGUAGCUGUCAUGAAGAUGAUGAUGAGGAGAGUGAGCAGGAAGAUCCAGAUGAAUGCGGGAAAACGUCUCCGGUGUUUUACAGUUUUGAGAACGCGGCGUUUGUGGAUGAUAAGGAACCGGUUCAGGACCAGCAGGAUGAGGAGGAUGAAGAUGAGGUCUAUGAGGAGUAUGAUGAAGCUCCUGGUUUGUCUGAGGAUGAGGAAGGGCCUCCAAGAAGGAAAAUCAGAUUCUCCACUGAGCCGAUACGGGUGUACAGCACGUUCUCUAAUGAAGAGUACGACCGGAGGAACGAUGAUGUGGAUCCUGUGGCGGCGUCGGCCGAGUACGAGCUGGAGAAACGGGUGGAGAAGAUGGACGUGUUUCCCGUGGAGAUCGAGAAAGGUGAUAAAGGGCUGGGGAUCAGUAUUAUAGGGAUGGGUGUUGGGGCAGAUCAGGGUCUGGAGAAACUGGGCAUCUUCGUCAAGACCAUCACGCAGGACGGCGCUGCAGAGAGAGAUGGCAGGUUACGAGUUCACCACAUGCAAAUAAACAAUGCACACACUCACACAGGCUCCAUUGUUUCCUUUCUACAUGAUGUACGCCGAUCAGUAUACGUUAUACACGUAAUUUUCCUUGUUCACCUGUCAAUCACGCCGUUCAGGUUUCUGAUUGGCCGAGAGAAGCCAGGUACUCAGAGUGAGGUGGCACGCCUCAUCAGUGAAACCCUGGAGCAGGAGCGGCAGCAGCAGGUGGACGACACAUACGAGCAGUCCACUGAAGAGGACGAGCACUACGAGGAUGAGGAGGAAGGGGGAGAGGAUGGCAUCCUUGGUUCCAGUUUCGGCAGGAGGAAUGUGGAAGUGUAUGAUCUGCCUGAGAGCGAGGAGAUGUUCCUGCCGUCAAACAUGGACGCCGCUCAACUAACUUUCAGAUUUAAAGAGCUCCAGAUAAAACACACCAUUGCAGAAGCCGAAGUAGAUGAACUGAAAGAGAGAUUGAGAGAGUCGUCAGAGGAGCGUGCGGCGUGGGAGGCGAGGGAAGCUCAGUUAGAGAGGAGCGUACAGGAGAACUCUGAGAGAAUCGCUCAGAUGGAGAAGAACUGGCUGGAGGCUCAGGCUCUCUGUAAAAGCAUCAACGAACAGCUCAAUGACACGCAGAGCCAAUAUGAAGCUCUGGAUAAAAAAUAUAGCAAAGCCAAGAAACUGCUCAAGGACUAUCAGCAGAAAGAGGUGGAGUAUGAGCAGAGGGAGGAGGACUUACAGAGAACUCUGGAGGAGAGAGAGGCCAAGUAUAAAACUCAGAUAGAGGAUCUGCAGCGCAGGCUGGCAAAGCUUGAGUCUGGCAGCAGUCGUCAUGAGUCUCCACUGUCGGGCAGUAAGUCUGCAGAUUCAAUUCUGCUGGGAGCGGACUGGAGCGAGGUGGUCCCUGAGACGGAGCGUUUGGACACCAGCGCCCAUCGUGCAAAGGCCCAGCUGGCCCAGAGAUCCAAACGGCAGCCACCGUCCCGCAGUAAACUCAAAGAGACGCUCAGCUCGCCAGCGAGAAGCCCACAGGGUGAUGAUGAGAGUCAGUCUGCGAGUCCCGAGUCUCCACCGCCUCGUAGGAGAUCAAUCCAGGAGAGUUUGUCCCUGCCGGUCGCCAUAUCUUCCCCUGCUAACCACCAGAAGGAUGAAGGUUCUAUUACAAGCAGCAGCCAAUCAGUGCAGAGGGAUCCUCAAGGCCCCGCCCUCUCCUCUCCUAAAGACUCCUCCCCCUCCAGCUUCCUGCGGAAUGUAAAGAAGAGAGAGUCCAAAGGCAAGGGCAAAGAGGUCAAAGAUGAGUCUAAUGAUGCAGCUGGAAAAACUAAAAGAAGAUUCCCAGACUUUGGUGGUUUAAGGAAAUCAGGAGGAAAGGGGAAAAAACUAAGCAAAGAAGCUACGAGGGCAUCACUGGACAGCAGCUCAUUCUUUUGGUUUAAAGAGCUGAAGCUCCCCCAAUCCUUGUGUUUGGAUAACAAAUCCUGCUCUCUGUGGCCGUUCCAGAGUUUGUCAGUGCUAGAUGAUUCGAACCUCAGCAGUCCUGCUUCCGAUUUUUCUGGGCUGGUGGUGGAGCCCAACCUGUCAGGCCGCUCUCAUACAUUAACCUUCUCCUCCAGCGAGAUGCUGGAUGAGGAGCCUUGCUCUGGAGGGAAGGAGUAUCACUGGCAGAACCGUCCCGUCUCUGAUUGGACGUCCCAGCAGGUGUGUCAUUGGCUGAUGGGUAUGAACAUGGAUCAGUACACGCCUGAGUUCAGCACACAGGCCAUCGAUGGACAGCAGCUCCUCAACCUGGACAGUGACAGACUGAAGGCUCUGGGUGUUUCCAGUCAGAAUGAGCGAGCCACCAUCAAGAAGAAACUGAAGGAGAUGAAGAAAGCACAAGAGAAGAUGGAGAAACAGCGGGAAAAGCGUGAGAAAGAGGCCAGACGCAGCGGACGGCUGCCUGCCAGCACUGACUCGGUGUGCUGAUGAUGUUCAGAGCAUCAGCUUUUCCUCUUUUAUUCGUCCUCGUUCUUGACGCACUCCAUUGGCAGACUGUUUACAACACAUAUGAGCCAUUCUAGAGGAGUCGCUAUGAGUGAAUACGGUCAGUAAGUCAUUAAUAACAGUCAGACGGUCGAGCUGAAACACUGAUGAAGAUCAUAUUGUACUCUUUUCACUUCAAUCUGUGCAGCACACAUAUGAGCAGAAAUACACUGUUCAUCUACAGGUAGUGAAUUUACUAAGAAAAGUGUUUACAGAUUGAACCCAUCUGUGGACAUGUUGCCUUCACUGUAAAAAGUUCAGUAUUUUGUCUUUUUUUCAGUAAAAUAUCACAACAUCGCUAAAACAAGAUUAAUGUAUUUGCAUAAGAAAAGACAGAUUUUUAGAGAAUAUACAAAAUUUUGUUAAAUGUAUAUUUUUGUUGUUGUUGUUUUUGCUAAAAGCUUACAUUUCCGGAAGAAAUUGAAUUGAAUUUAAAAUAAUCCUCUGAAAGAAAAUACGUCUGUAUUAAUGUAUCCUAAGAACGUUUAGAUAAUUUAGCUGGAAAACGAGACAAAAUGCUGAUUAAGAAAAUUAUUUUUUCAGUGUUCUGAGUAAGUGAGAUAUUAGACUAGCUUGUGAGAAAAUGAAUAUGGCGGUCCAAUUCAUAGCAGACCCGAACCUUUUAUUAGUUUUAAUUGUAUUUUAUGAUACCACUGUAGGAGCUAUAAAAAAAGAAAACUUGCUAAGGGAUAUAUAAAUAUUCAAAUGCCUAUUUUCUCAACUUUGCCACUAAUAUUGUGGCACGAAUAGUGCUUUCAAAAAAGAUUUCGUAUUGUAUUUUAGGAGUACUUCUGGCCUGUGGUGCUAAACGGGUCAUUUUGCUGGAUCCUUGUACAUUCGAGUAAUAUUGAGCACUAUAUUUUUACUGAAACAAAAGGGGAACGUGGUUUAUAAAUGUACAAAUGAAAUAUUUUAUACACUACUAUUAGCAUAGCUUUAAGGAAGAGACAUUAACUUUUGUACACAUUUUCUACUAAGUAGAAUAGCUUGCUGGUUAAAACCAUUUUGCUCAUUCUGAAAAGCAGAGAGUUAAACUCAAAGUGAAAGGUGUUUGAACAUCUCGUUUGUUGUUUUUAUUUGGACGGUUACUGCUUUUAUGUUAUGGUUAUGGCUCAAAAAUACAUAACUGUUACACAGUGUAGCAUAGUUUUAGUAGUGGCCAUGGCCCAAAUUGUAUUUGACUAACAGAGGCUGUAAUGAAUUUAAGUACUGGAUAAUCAUCUGAUUGUAAGGAGAGUGCUCAUGUCAUCGUGAAUCUGUGUCCUGUGGUUAUAUUUUUCUACCUUGUAAAAUAGAUGAUUUUGAACAGACAAAAAUCAAGCUUUCUGUCUGGUACAAAGUGCAUAAGCUGCA
Molecule: messenger RNA, 5606 nt
Organism: Sinocyclocheilus grahami
Lineage: Eukaryota; Metazoa; Chordata; Actinopteri; Cypriniformes; Cyprinidae
Product: neurabin-1-like
Exons: 17
Coding region: 243-4196 (1317 amino acids)
Biological process (GO): actin filament organization; calcium-mediated signaling; neuron projection development
Cellular component (GO): dendrite; actin cytoskeleton; cytoplasm
Molecular function (GO): actin filament binding
Source: RefSeq, a predicted model, not a curated record